Molecule: messenger RNA, 996 nt
Organism: Saccoglossus kowalevskii
Lineage: Eukaryota; Metazoa; Hemichordata; Enteropneusta; Harrimaniidae
Product: aquaporin-9-like
Biological process (GO): water transport; glycerol transmembrane transport
Cellular component (GO): basolateral plasma membrane; plasma membrane
Molecular function (GO): water channel activity; urea transmembrane transporter activity; glycerol channel activity
Source: RefSeq, a predicted model, not a curated record
AUGUCCUCUCUAGAAACAUGGGUGGAUAGAAUCGGACCACGACUGAGAAUUCACAGCCCAUUGGCAAGACAAGCUGUUGCCGAAUUUCUUGGGACGUUCGUCUUGAUAUCAUUUGGUUGCAGUGGAACAGCUCAGUAUAUCCUCAGUGACGGGGAGAAUGGGAAUGUGCUCACUGCUAACUGGGGUUGGGGAAUUGGUUUGUGUAUGGGCAUGUACGUUGCAUUUGGACCGUCGGGUGCACAUUUCAACCCCGCUGUUUCUGUGGCAUUUGCGAUAGUUGGCAGAUUUCCAUGGCGUUCUGUUCCAGUCUAUAUCCUGGUUCAAUUCCUAGCGUCCUUUGUAGCAUCUAUAGUAGUCUAUGGGGUGUAUUACGAUGCACUGAAUGAUUUUGAUGGGGGAGUUCGAGUUGUAAUUGGUCCGAAUGCCACAGCUAGUAUUUGGGCUACAUAUCCACAAGAGUAUCUGUCGGUGGGAAAUGCUAUAUGGGACCAGCUGUUUGCAACUUAUAUUGUUAUAUUGUGUGUGACUGCGGUUAUUGACGAGAGAAAUAUUCGCCCACCGCCUGGAAUGGAACCAUUUAUUGUCGGGCUCCUUAUAUUCACUCUGGGCAAUUGUUUGUGUUACAACGCUGGUGGCGCUAUUAAUCCAACGAGGGAUUUCGCACCAAGGCUGUUUACUUAUAUGGUGGGGUACGGUAACGAGGUGUGGACUCCAUAUGGUUGGCACUUUUGGUGGAUUCCUAUUGUAAUGCCAUUGAUAGGAGCAACACUGGGUGCAUUAACGUAUAUAUUUUUGGUAGAAAUUCAUCAUCCACCGCUUGGGACAGCUGAAAUAGGUCAAGAUAUUUCAAUUGAGCAAAGCAAAGCAAUGGAGGCAGAGAAAGAUAAAGUGAAAGAUCCACAAACCAAAGAGAUUAAUGCAAAUGAACAAGUCAACACCGAUGAUGGUUGCGUUAUGAAUGCGGCUUUUAUUGACGACUGUGGAACAACCAAUUAG